CAUAAUUUUCUCAAAGGCAAAGGUCAUAACUCACUUUCUCUCUUUCUUUCUUUAUUUCAUUGAUUUUCAUUUUGAAAUUUGAUAAAAUUAAUUAACAUGGCUGGAAUAGCUUUUGGACGAUUUGAUGAUUCAUUCAGCGGAGCCUCUAUCAAGGCUUACCUUGCUGAGUUCAUCUCCACCCUACUCUUCGUCUUCGCCGGAGUUGGCUCCGCCAUUGCUUUCAAUAAGGUAACAUCUAAUGGUGCACUUGAUCCGGCGGGAUUGGUGGCGAUUGCAAUUGCACAUGGAUUAGCUUUGUUUGUGGCUGUUUCUGUCGGAGCUAAUAUCUCCGGCGGACAUGUCAAUCCGGCUGUUACUUAUGGGUUGGCUGUUGGUGGUCAGAUCACUAUUAUCACCGGAAUAUUCUAUUGGAUUGCUCAACUUGCUGGAUCCAUUGUUGCUUGUUAUCUUCUUAAAUUUGUCACUGCAGAUUUGGCAAUUCCAACCCAUAGCUUAGGGUCAGGAGUGGGAGUGACAGAAGGAGUGGUGAUGGAGACAGUAAUAACGUUUGCAUUGGUGUAUACGGUGUACGCGACCGCAGUGGAUCCCAAGAAGGGUUCAUUAGGCACUAUUGCUCCAAUUGCAAUCGGGUUUAUUGUCGGAGCUAAUAUCUUGGCUGCCGGUCCAUUCUCUGGUGGAUCCAUGAACCCGGCCCGAUCAUUUGGGCCUGCAGUUGUAAGUGGUGACUUUAAAGAUAACUGGAUUUAUUGGGUUGGGCCUCUUAUUGGUGGUGGGCUUGCUGGUGUUAUUUAUCCAAAUCUCUUUAUGAAUCAACAACAUGUCCCUCUCUCUUCUUCUGAUUUCUAAAAGCCUCUUUCUUCAAAGAGAGAAAAUUUCAUUUCCUUCACUUUUUUUUUAUUUAAUUAAUCAUUUGAGUGUUGUUAUGUCGUGUGUUUCCUUUUCUACUUUUAUUAUGUAUUUAUCUCUUAUCGUAUGUCAAUGACAAUGCUUCAUUUAAUCCA
This is a messenger RNA of Impatiens glandulifera, 1001 nucleotides long. Its product is annotated as aquaporin TIP2-1-like. The record is from RefSeq and is a predicted model, not a curated record. Gene Ontology annotation, molecular function: water channel activity. The coding region runs from base 97 to 846 and encodes 249 amino acids. Gene Ontology annotation, biological process: water transport; transmembrane transport. NCBI's taxonomy places the organism in Eukaryota, Viridiplantae, Streptophyta, Magnoliopsida, Ericales, Balsaminaceae. The transcript is spliced from 3 exons. Gene Ontology annotation, cellular component: membrane.